Ylistrum balloti is the source of this 5124-nucleotide messenger RNA. Its product is annotated as rab3 GTPase-activating protein catalytic subunit-like. Lineage: Eukaryota; Metazoa; Mollusca; Bivalvia; Pectinida; Pectinidae. Gene Ontology annotation, biological process: positive regulation of GTPase activity. Bases 95 to 3058 code for a protein of 987 amino acids. The record is from RefSeq and is a predicted model, not a curated record. Gene Ontology annotation, molecular function: GTPase activator activity. The transcript is spliced from 22 exons.
AGAGAAAACAGAAGAAAUCCUGUUUGCAGACUUCAAGUUCUUAGUGUCUCACCACUAUUUAAAACCUGCUUCCUCCCCUGAUCAGACACCAGACAUGAGACAAAGUCCCGAUGAGGAAGGGGAGGAGAUGGAAGAGGUGGAGGAAAAAGAAGAUGUGAUACCUACAGUUAUGAUGGACAUGAUGAACACGGAGAAUGACUUCCCAUCUAAAGCUCAUUUCCUGUCUAGAUUGUACGGUUUACAAGAAUUUGUUGUGAUUGCACCCUCCAGUAAGUCUGAUGCCAUCGAUAGUGAGAGUCGAAUUAAACUACUGCUCAGCUCAGUGUCCAUAGCAUUAAGUAAUGCUGGAUGUCCAGUGCCAGUGUUAAUACAGAUCCAACAGUUCUGGCGACAGAUGUAUUCAGGGAUAUGUCUGAUGUCGGGGACCACUAUUAACUUUGACGUCAUACAGUUUCAAAAGAUUCCUCCCCAAUACAACCAUCUUGCGGGUUUGUUGGACGUGUUCAAAGCUAAACUUGCUACCCAAAUAACUCCAAGACCGAAGGUUACUGUUGCUGUCAGAUUUACCUACUUCCUGCAAGAGUGGGUUAACUCCCCUUGGCCACAAGAACCACCCGAUCUAUCUUCUCUGAUGGAGGAUGAGAUAGGGUGUACAUCCUUCAGUAGCCUACCUUUUGGAGCAAGUGAAGAUCCUGUGAGUGAACUGCGACUAGCCUGCACCUGGCCGAGCUUGUCAGAGGAUAUGAUUGUCGAGAACCAGAAUUACAGUGACCUUGACCCGCUGCAGGCUCCUCAGUGGUCAGUGAAAAUUGGCAUGUCAGAUGACCCCAACUGCUUAUUAGGAUAUUAUCUACAGAGCUUUGUGAAACAUGGCUACCGACAGGAGAGCACAGAGGAACUGCUCUGGAAUAUGGUGGUGACAGACGAGGAGACAGACCAGACCGGAGAUAUCAGUCAAGCUCUACAGAAACUAACAGAACCAAAUGUGGGCUACAGUAUCCCUUCAAUAUCCAACGUGGUCAGUCGUGCAAGUAGUCGUAUGACGGUGAAGACAGGAGUGGCACCAUUAUCAGCAGAUCUUCUUACAGAGAUCCUAGAGUUCUUGUUCCCGGAUGCUAAAGACUCGACUGACAAACAGAAGGAGGAUGGUGAAGAAGAGAAGGAAACAGACGCUACUGAAGUUGAUCCUCCAGAGUCUGACAACCGAUAUACGGACGUCAUCAGGAACCUUUCUAAGCAGUUGAAGUCCUGUCCUAAUGACACGUUGGUGCACAGUCUGGCUGUGUGUCUGUGUAUCAUCAAUAUCAGUAAUGGGGGUCUCCGGGGCUUAGCUCAGCUGUGGCAGGAGUUUGUCCUCGAGAUGAGGUACCGCUGGGAAAAUAAAUGUUUUAUUAAAGGUAUAGAGCCUGGUGCUCCAAACUUGGGAUCAUGUCUGAUCUACCAGAAACUACAGAUGCUAAACUGUUGCAUUGAGCGAAAAAUGAAAAGAGAACAGUUAUAUAAAGGUUAUGAAGGUAACAUAGACAGUUCAUGUUUGUCUGAGAACGAGAACAUAAUUAAGGAAACUGAGACAGGAAGUGGUGAUCGCAGAAAUGCGGACAGAAGAACAUCGGAAAGUGUAAAAGCAGAUGCUUCAGUGUCUAGUGAAGAUUUCAAACAUAGAAGCCUGUCAGACUCAAGUUUACAGGACAGAGCUGCUAAGUUAUCUCACAUGGAUGUACAGAGUUCCAGUGAGGAUGAGUUUUUCGAAUGUGAUGAAGCGACUUCUCGGAAGGGAAGUAUGGAAGUGAACCAGGAAAAUGAAGAGGAAACGGAAAAGAAGGAAUCCUGGAAAAAGCGUCUAGAUGACCCAGAUAAAGAGGCAGAUGAAUGUGAUAAUGUUAGUGAUAAUGGCUUGGAGGAGCCAGGAAGUGGAGACAGUUUGGACUCUAGCAGUGACACAGCUUUUAAAGAGAGUUUUACUCAUGGACCUGUGGGGCGAUUGGCCCCUUUUGGAGAUCUAACAUUGAUUGAAUCAGGAGAACAGAUGUACAUUCCUGUGACACAGGAACCUGCUCCUAUGACAGAGGACAUGCUGGAGGAACAUGCUGAGAUUCUGGCAAGAUUAGGAACAUCAUCUGAGGGAGCACAGCUGAGGGCAAGAAUGCAGAGUGCUUGUCUUAUGUCUGAUAUGGAGUCCUUCAAGGCUGCCAAUCCAGGCUGUACAUUGAUUGACUUUGUACGUUGGUAUUCCCCUCGAGAUUGGAUUGAGGAGGAAGUCAUAGAUGAUGAGGGACAAGUUAAUAAAAAAUGUCAUUUGAGUGCCAGGAUGAUGAUUCCAGGAAACAUCUGGAAAGAGGCUUGGGAAUCCAGUCAAGCAAUUCCAGCGCGGCGACAAAAACGCCUUUUUGAUGACACAAAGGAGGCAGAAAAGGUGCUGCACUUUUUGUCUUCGAUGAAACCAGCCAAUCUUGUCCUCAAUCUUAUGCCAGUCCUCAUUCACUCUGCCAUUAUUAAAGUCAUCCAGAAUGAGGAUUCUGAUAUUCCUAAGCUGAAAGAUGUGCUGGACAGUCUUAUCAAUCGUGCAUCCAAAGUCACCCGAGCAGCUCAUCAGGAUAUCAAGAAAUACGAGGACGUGGUGAGAUAUAUCAAUCUUGCCGAGACAAUGAUAGCUAGAGCGAAAUCUCUCAAGUCCAAGUUCACCAAGGAUCUUCUUGAUCACAAAAACGCUGAGAGGGAGAUGGAGCAGUUUGUUAGCGAGUUAUUACACCACCAGGAAGUCGCAGUUCGAGGUGGACCCUACGGCCCUGCAGGAUCUUGUAUACACAAGUUAUUUAUAGCUGCUCAAAAGGAAAUCAACAUGGUUGUAGACGAUGGUGAGGAGAAAGAAGAGGAUGGUAGAAUGAGCAGCUUGUCGGCAUUCCCACGCCCUGUCGGGCGCGAGUACAUCCUUCGAACAUUUUGUCCUCGACCAGCUGCCUACUCAAAGUCAUUACCUCACAGACUGUAUUGUAAUAUUAUGGAGGGCCAUGAGUUUCACCUGGCUGGAGCUUUCUCUACAGACACAACCUUCCAGUGACACCUCACCCUGAUACAGACACAACCUUCCAGUGACACCUCACCCGAUACAGACACAACCUUCCAGUGACACCUCACCCGAUACAGACACAAUCUUUUAGUGACACCUCACCCCGAUACAGACACAAUCUUUCAGUGACACCUCACCCCGAUACAGACACAACCUUCCAGUGACACCUCACCCCGAUACAGACACAACCUUCCAGUGACACCUCACCCAGAUACAGACACAACCUUCCAGUGACACCUCACCCCGAUAUAGACACAACCUUUCAGUGACACCUCACCCCGAUACAGACACAAACCUUCCAGUGACACCUCACCCAGAUACAGACACAACCUUCCAGUGACACCUCACCCCGAUAUAGACACAACCUUUCAGUGACACCUCACCCCGAUAUAGACACAACCUUUCAGUGACAUCUUACCCAGAUACAGACACAACCUUCAAGUGACACCUCACCCUGAUACAGAAACAACCUUUCAGUGACACCUCACCCAGAUACAGAAACAACCUUUCAGUGACACCUCACCCUGAUACAGAAACAACCUUUCAGUGACACCUCACCCAAAUGCAGACACAACCUUUCAGUGACACCUCACCCAGAUACAGAAACAACCUUUCAGUGACACCUCACCCUGAUACAGAAACAAUCUUUCAGUGACACCUCACCCUGAUACAGACACAACCUUUCAGUGACACCUCACCCAGAUACAGACACAACCUGUCAGUGACACCUCACCCAGAUACAGAAACAACCUUUCAGUGACACCUCACCCUGAUACAGAAACAACCUUUCAGUGACACCUCACCCAGAUACAGAAACAACCUUUCAGUGACACCUCACCCUGAUACAGAAACAACCUUUCAGUGACACCUCACCCAGAUACAGAAACAACCUUUCAGUGACACCUCACCCUGAUACUGAAACAACCUUUCAGUGACACCUCACCCAGAUACAGACACAACCUUUCAGUGACAUCUUACCCAGAUACAGACACAAUCUUUCAGUGACAUCUUACCCAGAUACAGACACAACCUUCCAGUGACAUCUCACCCUGAUACAGACACAACCUUCCAGUGACAUCUUACCAAGAUACAGACACAACCUUCCAGUGACAUCUUACCCAGAUACAGACACAACCUUUCAGUGACAUCUUACCCAGAUACAGACACAACCUUCCAGCAACAUCUUACCCAGAUACAGACACAACCUUUCAGUGACAUCUUACCCAGAUACAGACACAACCUUUCAGUGACACCUCACCCAGAUACAGACACAAUCUUUCAGUGACAUCUUACCCAGAUACAGACACAACCUUCCAGUGACAUCUCACCCUGAUACAGACACAACCUUCCAGUGACAUCUUACCCAGAUACAGACACAAUCUUUCAGUGACAUCUUACCCAGAUACAGACACAACCUUCCAGUGACAUCUUACCCAGAUACAGACACAACCUUUCAGUGACAUCUUACCCAGAUACAGACACAACCUUCCAGCAACAUCUUACCCAGAUACAGACACAACCUUUCAGUGACAUCUUACCCAGAUACAGACACAACCUUCCAGCAACAUCUUACCCUGAUACAGACACAACCUUCCAGCAACAUCUUACCCUGCUGCAGACACAACCUUCCAGCAACAUCUUACCCUGCUACAGACACAACCUUCCAGCAACAUCUUACCCAGAUACAGACACAACCUUCCAGCAACAUCUUACCCAGAUACAGACACAACCUUCCAGUGACACCUUACCCCGAUACAGACACAACCUCCCAGUGACACCUCACCCCGAUACAGACACAACCUUUCAGUGACACCUUACCCCGAUACAGACACAACCUCCCAGUGACACCUCACCCCGAUACAGACACAACCUUCCAGUGACAUCUCACCCAGAUACAGACAUUUGUGGCAUCAUUUAAGUCUCUGACACUGUCAGAUUCCAGAGUCUGGGUGAUCAAACAUACAUGUAUUUAUAUUCAUAAAGUGUACUGUUAGCUUGUUUGAGAUGUAAAUGUCUUCUGCUUUUUUUGUUAUUAAAUUAAUAUGUAUAAAAUCUUA